Gekko japonicus is the source of this 2569-nucleotide messenger RNA. RefSeq names its product yippee like 5 (gene YPEL5). NCBI's taxonomy places the organism in Eukaryota, Metazoa, Chordata, Lepidosauria, Squamata, Gekkonidae. The transcript is spliced from 4 exons. The coding region runs from base 245 to 610 and encodes 121 amino acids. The record is from RefSeq and is a predicted model, not a curated record.
GUGAGUCCCUCAGCUGAGUCGGGCGGCGGAGAGGGGACGCCGGAGUCGCGCAACAAGAGCCAGGCGGAGGCCGGCUGUUCUCUCCCCCUGUCUAGCGGCGCUUUCUCGCUACAUUGUCCGCCCCGCAGGAGUAUAAUGCAGCAGCAUCCUGGCAACUGUGCCCAUUCCAAGUACUGUCUCAAGUGCAGCUAUUUUGUUCUUUAAUCAAGGGACCAGAAAAGCAGUGCUCAAGCAGACUUUGACAAUGGGUCGGAUUUUCUUGGAUCAUAUCGGUGGCACUCGCCUGUUUUCCUGUGCCAAUUGUGACACAAUCUUGACUAACCGCUCAGAGCUCAUAUCUACCCGUUUCACAGGAGCUACAGGAAGAGCCUUCCUUUUUAACAAGGUGGUAAACUUGCAGUACAGUGAAGUGCAGGACCGGGUGAUGCUCACUGGCCGCCACAUGGUUCGCGAUGUGAGCUGCAAGAACUGCAACAGCAAGCUAGGCUGGAUCUAUGAAUUUGCCACUGAAGACAGCCAGCGCUAUAAGGAAGGGCGUGUUAUCUUGGAAAGAGCUUUGGUCCGAGAGAGUGAAGGGUUCGAGGAGCAUGUUCCAUCCGAUAACUCCUGAAUGGAUACGUCCUUGUCUUCAGGCUUUCUCUGUUAAAACUUUAAAAAAGAGAAAAAUCAACAAAAAAAUCUACUUACAUACACUGUCACCUUAGCAUCAGCGUUGGAUUCGUAAACUACAGAGUGGGAAAGAUUGUGAGAGAAUUUCAGAUGGAAUGUUCCAUUUCUUUUCUCUUCUUCUUUUUUGCCCCCUUUCUCUUCAGGAGUAUAAAGAGAAUGUACUAUGGAUGCUGUAACUUUGUUUUCUCUCUUGCAGUCUCAGAUAUGUGAGCCUUCGCAGUUAGGAACCAUCUGAAAGUUAAGUGAAUUUAGAAGAGAAAUCAGUGGGAUUUUAGUUUGCAAAAACCCUGUUUCAUCAGAAGGAAGUUUUUAGUCUAGCAAUACCUUUUUAAGUUAUUUUGUGUUUGUCUUUAAUUUUAAUUUGUUUUUAGCAAGACUUUUCACCCGAUCUGCUGGUUUAAGAAGAGAUCUGAUUUUGUGAUGAAUGCUAAAGGUCCAGUGUUUAGUCCAGUUUGUGCUGGCCGUUGAUUCAUAUUCUUGGUGGGGUUUGUUGGUAGUACAGAGCUUGUGCUUGUCUGUCUCAUUUUUUGUUACCCAAAUAAGUUGUCAUUCCUCAUUUAAACAUCUUUUCAACCAUUUGAUUAGUGUUGAUUUCUUUUUUAAAAAAAAAAAAAAAACAGGGCAAAAUGCUUCUCUCGCUCCAUUUUCCAGUUGUAACUUACACAAUAAUAUAAGUAAGUGACUGUUAAGUCUUGUGUUGCUUUAUGUUGGUAGUGAUGGAGGAAGAACAGUUAACUCUUGCUGAAGCAUUUUUUUCAUUUCCCCCCCCUCUUGGCUGACCUCUAAAAGAGUUUCAAUUUUUCUACUUAAUCUUACAGCUUUUUUCCUGUAACCUUUCGCUUUGCAUUUUAAAAAAUGUGGGCCAUAAGAAAGAAGGGCAUGCCAGCAUGUGCAGACAUGCAUACAGCCAGGCAUCAAAUCUGCAUCUGUUUAAAUGGCUAACAACUUGUCCUCAAGUGCUGCUUCUGAUGUCAGAGCUCUUAGUUGCAUCUUACCAUUGUGGUGCUGCGCCUUUACUGUUUUCACCAGCACAACAAGCUUAUCUGCCAAGUAGCUGACCUGGUGCUUCCUGUAGCAGUUACUUGUGUUGAAAUCUUGCUCUUCUGAGCAAACCUUCUGUAGACUCUCUUUAAUCAGCGAUGCCCAAACAUUGCUACCAGUAUGUCCUGCCAAGUUGUUACUGUGAUCAUUUUUGGGAACCUAAGACCUGUAUUCUAGAGGAUUAAUCACAAUGUUGUACUUUUCUUGUAAUUGCUAGGUAUUUUUAGGCAAGGUGUUUGCCUUACUAAAAUGGAUUCUUAAAGAUCUGAUAGUAUUAAAUUCCUGCGAAUGAACAAGGAAUGCAAACAGGGCAUCAGUUUACCUUGAAAAAUAAUGGUCAUAACUACAGUCCUAACUGCACUUGCGUAAGCUUAGAGUAGGGUAGUCUGUCUGUGCAAGUGCCUUUAGGAUGCUGUCCCACAAGCCACCCCUCCCCAGAUGUGACUUGCAACCUAGAAGGGGGGGAGCUGUGGUUAUGCCAUUCACACUCCUCAGAUAGGGUUGUGUUUGGUUUAUUUUGUUCAUUUGAGUUGCAGUUUGGGCAGCCGUGUUAGCUUGAACUUUAAGUAGCUUUAAUAUGCAACUUAGAAGGAAAACAUGUAGAUUUGUGUCUUGGGGCUGAGUUGAAUCAGGAUGCUUGAAUAAUAGUGUGCUUGUGCCUCAGAUGAGUAAACUUUUAGUAGAUCAGCAUUCUGUUAUACGGAGUAUUUCACUAACCUGGCAACUUCUCAUUGGCACAGUCGUUGAUGUACUCUACAUGUAUUUUGGUGUUGCAGUACAAUAAAGUAUGUUUUGUCCUGCAUUUUCUGACCAUAUGAUUCACUUCUUCAAAUGUACCCCUUGAACCUCUAUGAAUAAA